AUGAAAAUAGUAAAAGUAAUAAUUUUUUUGAAUGUAUAUUACUUUUUCGAUUAUUUGCAUGAGUUAACAAAAAAUAAUGCAGAUUUAUUUUAUGCUCUUAGUAAAUAUGUUAAAUUAGAGAUAACACAUAAUAAUAAGAAUAAAGAAAAGAGUAAUGAAAUAAAUGAACACAUUUUGGAGAAACUAAGGAAUGGAAAUUUGAUAGAAGAUAUUAAGCAAUAUACCGCUUUAAACACAGAUAUUAAUACGAUUGUUUAUGAUAAAAAAAAUAAUGAAAUAAAAAAUUGGGCAAUAAAAAGAAGGAUUUUAGAAGACACAGAUUGUAGUUUAGAUUGUGGUAAUAAUGGUCAUUGUAUAAACGACUUUGGAAUGGAAUAUUGUUCAUGUGGCUAUGGUUACUCAGUUGAUAUUAAUAAUAUGUUUAAGUGUGAAGAAAAUUGUAAAAUAAAUAAUGGAGGAUGUGAUCCCAAUGCAGAAUGCAUAAAACUCAGUGAACAUGAAGAGGCGGAAAAUAAUGUCAUAAAGGGUGUGAGAGUCUUAUGCAAAUGCAAAAAUAAAAAUAACAAAUAUGGUGGUUAUUAUUGUCCCGAAGAAGAUAAUUUAAAAACUGAAACAUGA
Plasmodium yoelii is the source of this 618-nucleotide messenger RNA. RefSeq names its product conserved Plasmodium protein, unknown function. The record is from RefSeq and is a predicted model, not a curated record. Bases 1 to 618 code for a protein of 205 amino acids. NCBI's taxonomy places the organism in Eukaryota, Apicomplexa, Aconoidasida, Haemosporida, Plasmodiidae. The transcript has a single exon.